This is a messenger RNA of Pediculus humanus corporis (human body louse), 1437 nucleotides long. RefSeq lists its product as uncharacterized. The transcript has 5 exons. The record is from RefSeq and is a predicted model, not a curated record. The coding region runs from base 1 to 1437 and encodes 478 amino acids. Lineage: Eukaryota; Metazoa; Arthropoda; Insecta; Psocodea; Pediculidae.
AUGGAUAGCUGUCUGACAAAUCAUCAAUUACUACCUGACAAUUACGUCGUACAGCCAGUUGAAAGCAUACCAGUUUCUUUAAUUGAUUACGACAAAAUUGAUAUGAUAAUUCAUUCUGACCAUCUCACUAAUGACACACCCGAAAUUCAAAGGGAUUUUGAAUUAAGGCAACGACAGGCCGUGUCAAAGGAUUUUACACCCACCAUUGAAAACUCGACAGACCAGUUAUCUCAAAAAUGUAAAAGAAUCUCUGCUUCAAAUUCAUUUUUUGAUGGAGUAAUGCAAUUAAAUUCUAUUCCCAAUGGGAAAAAUUCAGUUUUUAACAUUAAUACCCCUAAAACUCCUGAAAAUGUUAUUUGUCAAAUAUCUCCUUCCGGUCAGCAAAUGACUUUAGAAAAAAAACAAUACAUAAUUCUUUCCGACAAUUCAUCAGUAUUUAAUAUUACAUCUAAAGAUGAGGAAUUUGUUGAUAAAAGUGUAAAUAAUGAAAUUAUAAAAUAUGGCAAUUCUGAAGAAAAAUCCAAUUUAGAACCUGCGCCUGUCAUAAUUCAUAACAGCAUCAUUUCAAGUAAUAAUAACAACAGGAAUAAUGGAAAAAUUAUCGAAUCAGAUUCUGAAAAUGAUGAUGAAGAUAUUGAACCUGUAAAUGAUUAUGAACCUGAUCCUGACACACACACAGUGUUGGUAUCGUCAGAACAUUUAGAGAAACCAAAUAAGUGUUAUGUAUGUUUUAGAAGUUUUAGACAAAAAAAAAAUAUGUAUGCUCACAUUAGAAAAAUUCAUAGCACACAACCUAAAAUUGAAGGAGGUAUUUUAUGUCCAUUGUGUAAAAUGCAUGCUUUAAGGCAGGAACAUUUAAGAAAUCAUUUAGAAUCACUUCAUAAAAUAUCAAUUGAAAAAGAAGAAAAAUUAUUCAACACAAUGGAAGGAGCUACUUGUCCAGCGGCCAUGGAAGUUACUGAAAAUGUAAAUGGAAUUAAUGUAACGUUUUGGAAAACUCACGUUGGACACGAUAAUGAUAUUUCUCACGUGUUGUUUCUAUCGAAAGAUAAAAAAGACAAAAUUUCACCUUCUGCAAUAACUGAACAAUUAUCAACGGGUAUUAUACUGAACAAAACGAAUGACAAUAAUAAUAAAAAAAUUAAUAACAAUAGAAAAAAUGACGUCCAGAAAAAUAGUCCAGAAAUAUUUUUUAACAGGAAAAAAAAUUUACAAGGACGAAAACCUGUAAAAGAAAAAAUGUUGAGAAGAGCAUCGCAAAGUUUAGUCAUAGAAAAAGCUGGUUUACUAUUAAAUCUUUUAGAAACGACGGAUGUCAGACCGGAAUUUCGUCCGAAAAUUUGUCUCAUGAUAGAUAAUUUAAUAUCGACCGUUAAAAGACGAACGGGAAAAGGUUGUUCGAAAAGGGAAAAUAUCGUUAAAAAAUGUCAGAUGUAA